AUGGGUUUGAAAAAGAGUGCCCACAGGGACGCCAUCCUUCGUCCUGUCCCUUCACCCAAGGCUGUCCAGUAUGGCUCGACAAAGGACCUACUUUUCUUGCCGAUACCCGGUCGAUUGCGCUAUCGAUCUGAUAAAUCAUUCGAAACCGGCAUUUGGAUGAACUGUGGGCUUAGCUUCGCGGCUACGUUUCUGAUAUCCAAUCUAUAUUACUGUCAACCGCUCUUGAUUCAGAUGUCCAUAUCCUUCGCCGUCUCAUAUGAAAGAAUAUCACUCAUACCAACGCUCAUUCAAGUAGGCUACGCCGUGGGCAUGCUCUUCAUUUGCCCUCUCGGCGAUCUCAUCCGAAGGCGGCAAUUAAUUCUCUUCCUUGAACUCAUCACUACUGCACUGACGAUCGGUCUCGCAACGACGCGCAAUUUACACCUCUUCGAGGCCAUCAGUUUCCUGGUCGGCCUCGCCAACGUUUCUCCACAGAUCCUAGUGCCACUCGCUGCGGACCUCGCCCCUCCUGCCAGGCGCACUUUCGCGUAUUCGAUCGUGCUGGUUGGUAUGCUCUCUGGCUUGCUCCUCGCACGCGUCCUGGCGGGGUUGAUCGCGCAAUUUUCGAGCUGGCGCGUGGUGUACUACAUGGCCGUCGGCGUGCAGUGCGCAGUCCUGAUCCUGUGCUAUUGCAUCAUACCCGACACACCACCGAAGAAUAGGCAGAUGACAUAUUGGGGCAUUUUGUGGUCAAUGGCGAAGUACGGUGUCACAGAGCCCGUCAUGGUGCAGAUUGAGCUCCUCACAGUCGCGACAAGUACUGCUUUUGCGAGCUACUGGGUCACGCUUACCUUCUUGCUUGGUGGAGAGCCUUUUAAUUAUUCUACGCUCUCCAUCGGACUUGUUGGCCUCGUCGGAAUAGGAGGAAUGACGAUAGGCCCAUUUGCUGGGCGCUUAAUGGAUCACAUCUCGCCGUGGUACGGCAUUUUCAUGGGCACCGUCUUCCUUGCCGUCUUCCAAGCGAUCCAUACUGCAGCGGGAGGAUUCAGCCUCCCAGCGCUGAUAGUUUCCUGCAUCGGGUUGGAUGUAAUGAGGCAGAUACAGAACGUCUCAAUAGUGGCCUGCUUAUUUGGCAUCGACAUGGCGGCUACCUCAAGACUUAACUCACUCUUCGUGCUAUCGUACUAUAUUGGCCAGCUCACGGGGACGUCCGUUGGGACGAAAGUAUUCGUGGACAGUGGUUGGCGAGCAUGCGCGGCUCUGGGUGUGGCUCUCUAUGCCUUCCAGAUUGCUGUUCUGCUCCUCCGCGGACCACACUGCCAGAGGACGACGUGGUUCGGCUACGAGGGUGGUUUUGGUUUUUUGAAAUCGGUCCCAAAGGCUGUAGACGAGAUGACUACUCAGAAGGCGGAAAUUGAAGUCGCGUGA
Molecule: messenger RNA, 1407 nt
Organism: Cyclocybe aegerita
Lineage: Eukaryota; Fungi; Basidiomycota; Agaricomycetes; Agaricales; Hemipholiotaceae
Source: the annotation of a GenBank genome assembly